Camelus dromedarius (Arabian camel) is the source of this 5817-nucleotide messenger RNA. RefSeq names its product adenosine deaminase RNA specific B1 (gene ADARB1). The transcript is spliced from 10 exons. Gene Ontology annotation, molecular function: double-stranded RNA binding; tRNA-specific adenosine deaminase activity; double-stranded RNA adenosine deaminase activity. Gene Ontology annotation, cellular component: nucleolus; cytoplasm. The record is from RefSeq and is a predicted model, not a curated record. The coding region runs from base 181 to 2337 and encodes 718 amino acids. Gene Ontology annotation, biological process: adenosine to inosine editing; RNA processing. NCBI's taxonomy places the organism in Eukaryota, Metazoa, Chordata, Mammalia, Artiodactyla, Camelidae.
CGCGCUCGGGGGCGCGCUCGGGGCCGCGCCAGGCCACGGCCAGCGCGCCGCAGCCCCCGGCGGCCGAUCGGAGCCCCGCGGACUUGCGAUCGGAGCCCUUGAGCCGCGCGGAGCGGAGCGGCCCGCGGCUGAGACAGAAACAGCCUCCGCCAGUCAAGAAGCCCUCAGAAGCUCCUUGCCAUGGACCUGGAAGAUGAAGAGAACAUGAGUAAGACCUCGGCCCGCCACGUGGUCCCGAGCGCUGGUCUCCUGGGUUCGAGCACAGAUGUUAAGGAAAACUGCGGUCUGGACGGCGCGCCCCCCGCGGACGGCAGCGCCCCGGGGCCGGGCGAGGGUGCCCCUCUCUCCAACGGGGGCGGCGGGGGCGGCGGGGGCGGCGGCAGGAAGCGGCCCCUGGAGGAGGGCAGCAACGGCCACGCCAAGUUCCGCCUGAAGAAGCGGAGGAGGGCGCCAGGGCCGGCGCUGCCCAAGAACGCGCUGAUGCAGCUCAACGAGAUCAAGCCCGGCCUGCAGUACACGCUGCUGUCGCAGACGGGGCCCGUGCACGCGCCCCUGUUCGUCAUGUCCGUCGAGGUCAACGGACAGGUGUUCGAGGGCUCCGGCCCUACCAAGAAGAAGGCCAAGCUGCACGCGGCCGAGAAGGCGCUGCGGUCCUUUGUGCAGUUCCCCAACGCCUCCGAGGCCCACCUGGCCAUGGGCCGGACCCUGUCUGCCAACACGGACUUCACGUCCGACCAGGCCGACUUCCCCGACGCCCUCUUCAACGGCUUCGAGACCCCGGACAGGUCGGACGCGCCCUUCUACCUGGGCUCCAACGGCGACGACUCCUUCAGCUCCAGUGGGGACCUCAGCCUGUCCGCGUCCCCCGUGCCCGCCGGCCUGGCCCAGCCCCCGCUGCCCAUACCCCCGCCCUUCCCGCCCCCGAGCGGGAAGAACCCCGUGAUGAUCUUGAACGAGCUGCGCCCGGGACUGAAGUACGACUUCCUGUCGGAGAGCGGGGAGAGCCACGCCAAGAACUUUGUCAUGUCCGUGGUGGUGGACGGUCAGUUCUUCGAGGGCUCGGGGAGGAACAAAAAGCUGGCCAAGGCCCGGGCCGCGCAGUCUGCCCUGGCGACUGUCUUUAACUUGCACUUGGACCAGACCCCGUCUCGCCAGCCCAUCCCCAGCGAAGGCCUUCAGUUACAUUUACCACAGGUGUUAGCCGACGCCGUGGCCCGCCUGGUUCUGGAUAAGUUUGGGGACCUGACGGACAACUUCUCCUCCCCUCACGCGCGCAGGAAAGUCCUUGCUGGAAUCGUCAUGACGACAGGCACGGACGUCAAGGAUGCCAAGGUGAUAAGUGUCUCCACAGGGACGAAGUGUGUUAACGGCGAGUACAUGAGCGACCGGGGCCUGGCGCUGAAUGACUGCCACGCGGAGAUCAUAUCGCGGAGGGCCCUGCUUCGGUUUCUCUACACGCAGCUGGAGCUUUACUUAAAUAACAAAGAUGAUCAAAAAAGAUCCAUCUUUCAGAGGUCGGAGCGCGGAGGCUUCAGGCUGAAGGACAGCGUCCAGUUCCACCUGUACAUCAGCACCUCCCCCUGCGGCGACGCCCGGAUCUUCUCGCCGCACGAGCCGCUUCUCGAAGAACCAGCAGACAGACAUCCGAAUCGGAAAGCCAGAGGGCAGCUACGGACAAAGAUAGAGUCCGGCGAGGGGACGAUCCCGGUCCGCUCGAACGCGGGCAUCCAGACAUGGGACGGGGUGCUGCAGGGGGAGAGGCUGCUCACCAUGUCCUGCAGCGACAAGAUGGCCCGGUGGAACGUGGUGGGCGUCCAGGGCUCCUUGCUCAGCGUCUUCGUGGAGCCGAUCUACUUGUCCAGCAUCAUCCUGGGCAGCCUGUACCAUGGGGACCACCUCUCCAGGGCCAUGUACCAGCGCAUCUCCAACAUAGAAGACUUGCCCCCCCUCUACACCCUCAACAAGCCUCUGCUCAGCGGCAUCAGCAACGCGGAGGCGCGGCAGCCUGGGAAGGCGCCCAACUUCAGUGUCAACUGGACGGUGGGCGACGCGGCCAUCGAGGUCAUCAACGCCACCACGGGGAAGGACGAGCUGGGCCGCGCGUCUCGCCUGUGUAAGCACGCGUUGUACUGUCGCUGGAUGCGUGUGCACGGCAAGGUUCCCCCCAGCUUACUGCGCGCCAAGAUCUCUAAGCCCAACGUGUACCACGAGUCCAAGCUGGUCGCCAAGGAGUACCAGGCGGCCAAGGCCUGUCUGUUCAGGGCCUUCCUCAAGGCCGGGCUGGGCGCCUGGGUGGAGAAGCCCACGGAGCAGGACCAGUUCUCACUCACACCCUGACGGUGCAGUGCGGCCGGACCCUCACACCUGGACCGGGGAGGGUGGGGCGUGGGGGGGGGCUGGCGUCGGGGCCCCGCCGGCAUCUCUCCACGGUGGCAUCUCCCCUUCUGAAUUCUCCAGUGAUUGCUUUCAAUCUCAGUUUACAUUUAGAAAUUGAGUUCUACUGAGUAGGGCUUCCUGAAGUUUAGGAAAAUAGAAAUUACUUUGUGUGAAAUUCUUGAAUAAUUAACUUAUUCAGAACUAGGACCAUGGUUUAUAAAAUAAGGAGUAAUUGGUCAGGUCACUCUUGCACCACAUUAUUUUCAUUGCAAAACAGCAUUUCAAUGUGGAGGAGGCGAGGAAGCAGAGAGGGUAGGAACCUGAGGGAACCGUCCCACAGUGGCGCCAGGCCCCGCCCGCAGGCGCUGGCCGCGGCCCUCUCCCUCCCCCACCCCCGAGUCCCACAGCACAGCGGCUCCCGGCGGCCCUGCAGCCUUCAGCCUCCUCUAGAAGCUUCUGUGUCCCUCGUAGGGCCACAUCGUGGGCAAAACAGGGCCAGUCGCCCUGGCCCUUCCUUCAGGCUUUUUAAACAGCGUUUACCUUUGCGGGACUAGAAGGAACCCCAGGGCGGUGGCACGGGGAGCAGCCCUCUGCAUCUCCCUCUGAGUGCAGAGGGAGAUGUGACCUUCGCCCCAGGAUCGUCAUGAGGGGACGAGUGAAGUGAGUGGACACUCAUUCCUGGAAAAGCCACUGAAGCUGUGUUUUAGAGUAUCCUUUCCAGCUUUGUGGAAGACGCGGGUGACGUGUCGGACGGAUUCAGGCUGAGAGCAGGCCAGGCUGCACGCUGUGGUGAGGGUCCCACCAGGGCUGAGGUCGAUGUCACGGCAGGGACAGGUGCUGCUGGUGCCUGGGGCACCCAGGGCGCUGCCCAGCACCCCACAGCACCCGGCUGGCCCCAGGGUGGGCGGGGUCAGAGGUCGGGGCAGCGGUGCCCCCCCCCGCCCCGAGCUGGAAGACCCGCGCCCCUGCCAAGCUGCUUCCUCCCAGGACCUGGGCCUGGGCUCCUGCCCUUUGCCGACUCAGCCCCAAUUCCCGGUUCUGGGGGUGGUGUCGUGGGUGCCGCAGGCAAAGAGAGGCAGAUCCCUCCACAGCGAAGUCCAGGCACCAAGCUGUGUGCCCGGGUGUCCCAUGCCCUCCAUGGGCAGGAGGGAAAUGACCGCUGUCGUUGUGCCCAGGCCCUGUGCACUCAGAGCGGGGCUGAGCCCAAGCGCUGUGCCUCUGGUGUCCCCGUGUCCCCCGCAGACUUGAGGUGGUGCACCCGUGGGCGGGAGCAGGGCAGGGUUCCCGCUGCCGGGGCGUCCAGGUUACAGGAUGAGGGCCGCUCACGCCACCUGCCCCUCCUGCCCCUCACCCGGCAGGGGCUCGGGCCCUCAGCACCCAGGGCACCCAGUUUGGUUCCACCAUGAAGGGAAAGGGGUCUGGCGCCCCCCGACUGCCCCGCCCCGUGGGCUCCCGUGCACUCAGAGAACACCUGUGGCCCCUGCAUUUUCACUCUUGUCUCUGUAAAUGGUAUUUUUUCUAAUGGGGAGAGGGAGAUGGACUUACUUUUUAAAAAAUAAGGGGAUUUUGGUCACAAAGUCCAGUGGAAUGAUGCUGCACACACGCGUGAAUGUGCGGGGCGCCCGGCUUUUCCCUCUGACCUGAGCGUGGCCCCCUCCCCGCCCCCGGGGGAUGAAUGCCUCGCGGUCCUCGCGGUCCCCAGCUGUGUGCAGCUGCCUUCCCCAGGUCAGACUUGUGCCUUGUCCAGGACAGACCUGGCGAGGGCUCAUGCCCCGAGAGCACCAGGCCCGGGAGGAUGCUGGGGGCCGGGCGGCGCGGGUCGGGCUUGGGGUGGGGGAUGCAGGCGGGCCCUGGGCUGGGCGGGAGGAAGCGACGCCUCAGACGGGGCAGCUGGAGCAGCUCCCCUGCGGGCAGGGAAGGGAAGGAAAUGUCACCCCUCCGUGAGGCAAAUCAGGGGACUCCGCCUUGACCCCACCCCCAGUGCUCGCCAUGCACCCCGUAUAGGACUGCCUGGGUGUUACUUUGUACCCAGGGUCCUUAUUCUGGGUUUUAGAGGGAGCUUAGAGAAUCUGACACAACCAAGAACUUGAUCUCUUGAGAACAAUCGAGUUUUGAGGACAUUUUGACCAGCAGGGGUUGGGAGGGUUUCCGUCCUGCCUUGUUGGCUAAACCUGGGCUGUGAAUCCUGCGGAGACACUGGCCGUCCUGCAGUGCCCGGGCGCCCUGGGCAGCCGACUGUGGGCAGGACGGCCCACGUUGGAGAGAAGUCUCGUUUUGUGACCCAGGCCAGGGCCCACCUGGGGGCCGAGUGGGGGCCGCUGUGCCCGCUUUCCUCAGCCCUCCCCCCGCCCGCCAGGGCCGGGCCCCCAUCCCCCCAGGCAGGGACCCCCCCCCCCCACAGGCAGGGACACCGGAGCCCACGGCCACGACUCAGUCCUCGCUGGACCUUUCACCUUUGCCUGUCUCGGAGGCUUUUGUUACAUCAGAAGCAAUUAUGUCUUAAAGAGUACACGCCAGAUUCCCGCAAGGCAUUAAUUUCUGUGGAAUUUAUUUUAUUUAAAUAACCUUGUUGCUCUCCAGACGCUACAAUCACGGCCUUCCUGGUGGUCUGACGCGGGCCUGGCCCGUCCCCUCGGGGCAGGCAGAGCGGGAGGAGCCAGGCAGCGCUGGGAGGGGGGCUGCCCGCCUGCCCUUUUCCUCCAAAAACAAACAAAAACAAAAAGAAGCAUCUGGGUUUUUUCAUUUCUAAAAUAGUUUACACCAAAAUACAAGGUCUCUCCCAACCAUAAGCUUGAUUGAGCGUGAGGAGUAAAAUUAGCUCUAAAUUCUGUGAAAUUGGUGAAUCUCUCAGAAGGUUUCUUUUUAUCAAAAGGAUACAGACGGGAAGGGCAGAGUGCUGCGAUCACGUGUGUCCAGUUCUGUGUGUCCCUGUCCCCGGCGUGUCCCGUGACGGCCCCCUGGGCUCUGCGCACCCACGGCCUGGAGGGGGAGGGUCUGACUCGGUCCUGACUGAGCGCCUGUUCCCGGCAGCGUCUGCACCGCCCCGUCCGCUGUUUGCAGGAACGAGCCCUCAGCCCCAGGGAUUCUCUCAGGGUGGGCUGGUGACUCGUCAGGGACCAGGGCCGUCCUUCCGGACACAGCCACCAACGGCCAGAGGCAGCCUGUGUGGGGGCUAUCCAUGGAGUCGGCCCCGAAAGCUGUUUGCUUCUCCAGACUUUGAGUCACAUGCUUGUAAUUCUGUUUCUGAAUCCGGACACUGUAUGAAUGUAAUUCAGCCAAGAGCCCUGUCCCCGAGGCGCCUCCCCAUGUCCUCUGUGUGCGUGCUGACGUGACCACCUGCAUGAGCUUCCUCCGUGCCGCGAGCGGCCAGAGCGAGCAUGAGACGCUGUCACGGAGACAGGACCGGAGAUGUUCUCAAUAAAACCAUGUCUCACUGCUGCA